This is a messenger RNA of Betta splendens (Siamese fighting fish), 1064 nucleotides long. RefSeq names its product olfactory receptor 6N1-like. The record is from RefSeq and is a predicted model, not a curated record. The coding region runs from base 114 to 1064 and encodes 316 amino acids. Gene Ontology annotation, biological process: G protein-coupled receptor signaling pathway. Gene Ontology annotation, cellular component: membrane. Gene Ontology annotation, molecular function: G protein-coupled receptor activity; olfactory receptor activity. The transcript has a single exon. Lineage: Eukaryota; Metazoa; Chordata; Actinopteri; Anabantiformes; Osphronemidae.
CUGAUUUGUAAUUAUUCAGUUGGUGUAGGGUUUCAAUGCAGGCUAUUUUUUAAGAAGAUUUUGAUUAAAAGGUUUUGCUUCCCUGUCAGUCUGAGCUCUGCUGUUCUGCAGCCAUGAGCAACUCCAGCGUGGCCCCAUCCUCCUUUGAGUUCACUGUGUUCUCAGACCUUGGCUCCCUCAGAUAUCUCUUCUUCUGUCUCUGUCUGUUGCUCUUCAUGACCAUCAUCUCUGCUAAUGUCGUCAUCAUUCUGAGCGUCUGUCUGGAGAAGUCUCUGCAUCAGCCCAUGUACAUUUUCAUUUCCUUCCUGUGUUUUAACUCUCUGUACGGGACGUCAGGCUUCUUCCCCAGGUUCCUGAUGGAUCUGCUGUCUGACACUCAUCUCAUCUCGCGUCCGUUCUGCUUCCUACAGUUGUAUGUUAUUCACACAUACAAAGCUCAUGAUGUGAACAUUCUCAGCAUCAUGGCCUAUGAUAGAUUUGUUGCUAUCUGCCAUCCUUUACACUAUCACAGCAAAAUCACAUUGAGAAAAGCUCAGUACCUUUUGGUCUUUGCUGUGAUCUAUCCUGUAUGUAUGUUUGGAGGCUUCUUCACAUUUUAUCUGUCCAGCAGUUUUCCUUUAUGUGGCUAUAGGCUGAGCAGGAUCUUUUGCACCAACUGGUCUGUCAUUGAACUUUCCUGUUUGGACACCACUGUGAUUAAAACAGCCGGUCAGUGUCUUGCUGUGGCAUCAGUUUUCAUCCCCCUGUUCUUGGUGCUCUACUCCUACCUGCGUAUUCUGCUUGUUUGCAGGAGAAGCUCGUCUGAGUUCAGAGGGAAAGCGCUGCAGACCUGUCUGCCCCACAUUCUGACCUUUGUGAACUUUUGCAUCUCAGUUUUUAUUGAGGUUUCACUGAGUCAAUACAACAUGGAUAAGUUAAAUACAUUUGUCAUUGCUGCUUUAUCUUUGGAGUUUUUGAUCAUUCCUCCCAUCAACAACCCUCUAGUUUACGGUCUGAAUUUGCCUCAUAUCAGAGGAGUCAUUUCGGACUUUCUAAAGAUUUGCACAGUGGUUAAUACUUUGUAA